Messenger RNA from Sander lucioperca (pikeperch), 895 nucleotides. RefSeq names its product chromosome 2 C9orf85 homolog (gene c2h9orf85). Lineage: Eukaryota; Metazoa; Chordata; Actinopteri; Perciformes; Percidae. The record is from RefSeq and is a predicted model, not a curated record. The transcript has 4 exons. Bases 150 to 740 code for a protein of 196 amino acids.
UUUUGAGAAAAAUUGGAGGGUUCGUCUGUUUCCAUGGUUUUGACUUGACCUCAGUGACGUUUUGUGACGCGCUCGUACUUCUUCCGGGUUAGUUUUCUCUCCGCUCUACGGCAUGUGUUUACAUGUGUAACUGAAAAUUGGAAAAUAAGAUGAGUUCUCAGAAAGGUAAUGUAUCUCGGUCGCGAGGCCAGAAGCAUCAAAACAGCUUUGCCUUCAAACCUGACAAGUACGGAGCGACUGUCCAAGUGAAGAAGGCAAAAUCAAAGAUACAUGAUGGACUCUGUCAACAUUGUAAAGGUGUUCUUGAGUGGAAAGUGAAGUACAACAAAUACAAGACACUGACACAGCCCAAGAAAUGUGUCAAGUGUUGUCAGAAGACGGUGAAGGAUGCGUAUCACAUCAUCUGUAAGCCCUGUUCUCUUCAGCUGGAGAUCUGCUGCAAGUGUGGGAAGAAAGAGGACAUCGUUAUUCCAGUCAACUCACAAGAGGACAAGACAGAGGAGGAAGAAGAAGAUGGUGAACAGAAGAAGAAAGAACGAAGGAAGAAGAACUUGGACGACUUGGACAGCGAUUGUGAUGAUGAUGACUUAAGCGACCUCGGAGAUGAUGAUGAUGAUGAUGAUGAUGAUGAUGAUGAUGAUGAUAAGGAAGACAGUAUUGACAGGGACUCAGAACCAAAGAAGAAACAGAAUAAGUCAGAUGUGCUCCCAGAUGUGUCCAGAGUCAACAUAACGGACUGAAGGCAGUGAGAGGGUCCUUGUUGUUCCACUUUUUUUAACAUGUAUACUAAACAAGUUUUCUACUCAAAGUACAGUAUCAGGUUUGAGAUGUAACUAUAUGUACAUUAAGUUAUGCAAAUUAAUAAAUGUUGCUGGUUUUGAUGCAGAACCUGGAA